AUGGCGGGGCGGAACUCUGACUCUCAGGGCCAGACAUCCCCGCUCGAGUCUGGUGAUUCGCCGCGGCCCAGACAAGCAGCCUGUCUUGUGUGCCGUCGCUCAAAGAUUAAAUGCGACUGGAAACCUCACCAGGAACGAUGCAGGAGAUGCAUUCAGCUUGACUGCGAGUGUGUGCGUCCCGCAUAUCAUCCCGGACGGCAAAAGGGUAUUAAAAAUAAACGGACGGGGUUGGAUAAGGCGCUGUAUCAGAUUGACCAGGCUGUCAAGCGCGCCAGAUCAGCGUCGCAGAAGAAUCCUGAAGAUGAUAGAAUUCUGAACCAUUUGCAGGAAUUGCUCAGCAAUGCUAAUACACCUGAACACGCGACUCGUGGGUAUAGUGUUAGCGGUGAUGGCGAUGAAGAUGCGUACUCAGAAGAGGAGGAGGAGCAAGACCCUGUAGCGAUGCCUGAUUUCAUUCAGAGAACACAACAUAGUCUUGCUAUUGAUGAUGCAGAGAAUCCACUACAGCUUCUCGCGAGGGCAUCGUAUAUCCAACCGUCGCCAGAGUCGCGACAUGGCAAUUCUCCAAUACAGGCGCAUACGGCUAGUACACAGGGUCAUACGGAGGAUGAAAUUCAAGCAUUCUUUGCGCCGGCGCAAGUCCAUCUUGAUGUCGGACCUGAUGUCGAUCCUGUUUCUCUGGGGCUUGUGUCUGAGGAAGAAGCGGAUAAGCUCUUUAACUUAUCAGUUGAAAUCGUACUUGCUUUCAUGGUCAAUAUUCCAUGGAUGUUUCCAGGCCAGCAUUCAACCGACGAUGAGACAUGUACUUAUAUCUCGAUUGCCAACACAGUUGCGACAGAUCUAUCACUUCACAAAAGUCUCAUCUCACCAGAAAUGAUCGGUUCAGGGUCCGGUAUCGGUCUAGCAAGGGGAGACUGUCUCGACCCAAGAGCUGCCCUCGCAAUGGAUGGAUUCCCCGAAAUCGAUCCAUGGUCAGAAAAAGGAAGACUAUUUCUUCGAAAUCGCGAACGAUGCUGGUUAUCGUUAUUUGUUCUUGAGCGAGGAAUGUCUUUGGCCAGAGGACGACCUUUUUCAGUGCCGAUGACGAGAUCUUUGAAAGAUUGCGAUAACUGGCAUCGUUCUGAAUAUGCUGAUCCUCUUGAUGGCCAUCUUGUUUCCAUGGCGGUGCUGAGAAGGGAUUUGGAUGCGCUGUUUGCUACUGUUCGUGCUCUUUGCGAUGGAUCUCAGAUGGCGUCUAGUGAUGGAUCAUUAAUCGCGCAGUCGAUUCAAGGGUCGAUUGAACGAUUCUUUGAUCAGUGGUACACAGAAUGGGGCGUAUCGAUCGGAAAAGGACCAGACCGUCGUCUCCCUCCUUACGUCGAAAUUCUCGUCACACAUACCCGAUUGUCCAUCUACGGCGGCGUAAUAAACCAUCCAACAGCACCCCUCGAAGUCCGCCGUUUCUUCCACACAGCAGGUCUCUCAUCCGCCCUCAACGUAAUGCGCGCCGCAAUCCAAGGCGAAUCCCAACUCCAGUCCAUGCCAAACAACACAGCCAUCAUGAUAUCUUUCGCAGCCUGCUUCGCCCUCACACUAAGUUCCUACGCAACAGGCGGAUCAGCCCUCGCCCCAAGCGUGCGCAACCUCAUCGACGAAACUGCCACGGUGCUCGAAAGGAUCGGAAAGGUCACAAGGCAUCGGAAUGGUCUUUCUAUCAAGUAUGGGAAAUACCUUAAGCAGAUUGUGAGAAGGGCUGCUACCGGAGACGGUAUAUCGGACCCGAGGAUGCCAAUUGUUAAUGAAGCUCCGAUUACUACUCCAACGUUUUUGGAUCAGCAAGCGUUGUGGCCUGAACCGUUGCAGUUCUCAGCUAUGUCUGAUGACCAGAUCGUUCAGGCGCUGAAUCAGCCAGGUAACGAUUUUGAACCUUCGUUUGGGGGUUUAUCAUGGGAGGACAUGACUAAUUUCGAAUGGCUUUACUGGCCUGAAGUUGGUAUAUAA
Molecule: messenger RNA, 1980 nt
Organism: Fusarium tjaetaba
Lineage: Eukaryota; Fungi; Ascomycota; Sordariomycetes; Hypocreales; Nectriaceae
Exons: 5
Coding region: 1-1980 (659 amino acids)
Biological process (GO): regulation of DNA-templated transcription
Cellular component (GO): nucleus
Molecular function (GO): transcription cis-regulatory region binding; zinc ion binding; DNA-binding transcription factor activity, RNA polymerase II-specific
Source: RefSeq, a predicted model, not a curated record